GUCAGCCCACUCUCCAUCCUCAAGUGGAAGAGAAUUAUCAUAUCAAGUGAAAGUGCACAAUGUCCACCCCCAUGGAUACCCCAAGUCCAACCCAAAGGACUCGAUGAAGUCUACCUGGCGCACCGCUGACAAGAAGACAUGGAACCACAACCACUGGGCGAUUGAUUUGCUCAACGUCCAUCCCACCGACAUCACCAAGGAGGUGCCUGUCCACGCAAAAAGCGACAAACUGCCCUACAUGCCUCAGUUGAGCCUCAAUAUCUGGGUGCUCUUCUAUGCGUCCCUCCCACUUCUCUUCCAUCAAGCCUACGCUGCCUACAUGGGGAAGAACCUUGGCCCGAUCGCCGUCUUCAACCUUUACUUCAUGGCGAUCAACCUGACGGUGAUCUACCAGGUGCACCUACUCCGCCGCAUGGGUCACAAGUUCGGCUUCCUCGACGGUGAUCAACAUGAGCGGGAUGGCGUACCAGACGUGGGGAUUGCCAAGGUUGUCGCUUCGCUCUACAAGACCACGGGCUCGCGCCUAGCCUUGUCGACCUACCUAUCCUACAACAUGGACAUGCUGCCGUCCCACAUGAACUGGCUGGUUCUUCCUCUAGAGAUUGGCCUAUACGGUAUCGUGCUCGACUUCUGGUUCUACUGGUACCACAGAAUGAUGCACGACGUGGGCUUCCUGUGGAAGUACCACCGCACACACCACUUGACGAAGCACCCAAACCCACUUCUGGCAGCGUACGCAGACCACGAGCAGGAGUUCUUCGACAUGGUGGGCGUGCCGAUCAUGGCAUACGCUACGCUGAAACUCGUCGGCCUACCUAUGGGUUUCUUCGAGUGGUGGGUCUGCCACCAGUAUGUGGUGUUUGCCGAAGUCUUCGGACACAGCGGCCUGCGCGUGCACAUGACCGUGCCAUCGACCGUGAGCUGGCUACUGCAGAUGUUUGAUGCUGAAAUCGUCAUCGAGGAUCAUGACCUGCACCAUCGUAAGGGUUGGAGAAAGAGCCACAACUAUGGCAAGCAGACUCGUCUGUGGGACCGUAUCUUCGGUACUUGUACUGGCCGGAUUGAGUCGGUGGAAGAGAACGUUGACUACUCGACUACGGUGAACAUGCCACUGUUUUAGCCAACUAUAGGGGCGAGUGCUAUACAUAUGGAUUGGUGGGAAGGUAGAAACUGACGGGAAGGCUAUGGUCAACCGGGCAGAGCGAAGUCCACUUUCUUCAAAACCAAACACACAUCAACGACUAUAUGACUAUUUGUGAGAGUGAGAGGGAAUGUC
Molecule: messenger RNA, 1276 nt
Organism: Aspergillus campestris IBT 28561
Lineage: Eukaryota; Fungi; Ascomycota; Eurotiomycetes; Eurotiales; Aspergillaceae
Product: sterol desaturase family protein
Exons: 1
Coding region: 104-1120 (338 amino acids)
Biological process (GO): ergosterol biosynthetic process
Molecular function (GO): C-4 methylsterol oxidase activity; iron ion binding
Source: RefSeq, a predicted model, not a curated record